This is a messenger RNA of Oppiella nova, 290 nucleotides long. The record is from the annotation of a GenBank genome assembly. NCBI's taxonomy places the organism in Eukaryota, Metazoa, Arthropoda, Arachnida, Sarcoptiformes, Oppiidae.
GGACACCCCUGCAUUGCGCUGCCUCAUGCAACAACCUGUCCAUGGUCAAAUUCCUGGUUGAGAAGGGCGCCUGUAUUUUCGCCACCACUCUGUCGGACAAAGAAACGGCUGCCGAGAAGUGUGAAGAGGAUGAGGAAGGAUUUGACGGCUGUUCCCAAUAUCUUUACGGCAUUCAAGAGAAACUGGGAAUUUUGAAUUCAAAUCAAGUCUACGCUGCCUAUGACUACGAGUCUCAAAAUACUGACGAACUUAGCUUUAAAGAGGGAAACGUUAUGACAGUCAUCAGGAGA